AGUGAACUACCUCUUAUGAAAUAAAGAAAUGGAUGGGAUGGAUGAAACAUCUAAAAGAAUCCUAGAGCCAUACCAGUAUUUACUUCAACUACCAGGUAAGCAAGUGAGAACCAAACUGUCUCAGGCCUUUAAUCACUGGCUGAAUGUUCCAGAAGAUAAAAUACAGGUUAUCAUUGAAGUGACAGAGAUGUUGCACAAUGCAAGCCUGCUUGUGGAUGAUAUUGAAGAUAACUCAAAGCUACGACGGGGCUUUCCAGUGGCACACACUAUCUAUGGAAUUCCAUCUGUAAUCAACUGUGCUAAUUAUGUGUAUUUCCUUGGCUUAGAAAAGGUUUUAACCCUUGAUCAUCCAGAUGCUGUUAAAGUUUUUACCCGUCAACUUCUGGAACUCCAUAAAGGUCAAGGCUUGGAUAUUUACUGGAGGGAUACUUACACCUGUCCUACGGAAGCUGAAUAUAAAGCUAUGGUACUGCAAAAGACAGGUGGUCUCUUUGGAUUAGCUGUAGGCCUCAUGCAGCUCUUCUCAAAUUAUAAAAAAGACUUAAAGCCACUUCUUAACACACUUGGCCUCUUCUUCCAAAUAAGAGAUGACUAUGCCAACUUGCACUCCAAAGAAUAUAGUGAAAACAAGAGUUUUUGUGAAGACUUAACUGAGGGCAAGUUCUCAUUUCCAACAAUUCAUGCAAUUUGGUCAAGACCUGAAAGUACUCAGGUGCAAAACAUUUUACGUCAAAGGACAGAGAACAUAGAUAUAAAAAAAUACUGUGUACAUUACCUUGAAAAUGUGGGUUCCUUUGAGUACACUCGGAAUACAUUGAAAGAGCUCGAAUCUGAAGCCUAUAAACAAAUUGAAUCACUUGGGGGAAACCCUGAGCUUGUAGCACUAGUUGAACAGCUGAGCAAAAUGUUCAAAGAAACUGAAAAUUAAAAAUUUAACUGCUCGGUGUGAAUUAAAACACUUUUUUAAAAUGGGAAAAUAACCAGACUAUCCAAGAGGUGUGAUAAUCAGUCUUGCUUAAAACUUUCUCUUGUAGCCAUGUUACAGAAAUUACUGUUUAAAAACAAUUUGUCACUAAGUAUUGAAAUAUACCCUACUGUCUAUACAGUCUUAACUGCAACUGCUUGCAGAUGGCUUUGUUAAAGCAGAUGUACAAGAACUGAAACAAGCUUUGAACCUAAAUGUGAUCAUCUUUAUGCAGUCAUCAGCAUUAUUUCAGGCCUAAAACUCUCAUAUUUAACCAGGCUACUGUAGGUUUCUAGCUGAAAUUAUGUGUUAAAUUAAAUCAGAUUGACCUGAGUGUAUUCUGUGUUUUCAAACAAUGUCCUAGUCAAC
This is a messenger RNA of Phaethon lepturus (White-tailed tropicbird), 1333 nucleotides long. RefSeq names its product geranylgeranyl diphosphate synthase 1 (gene GGPS1). Gene Ontology annotation, molecular function: prenyltransferase activity. NCBI's taxonomy places the organism in Eukaryota, Metazoa, Chordata, Aves, Phaethontiformes, Phaethontidae. The record is from RefSeq and is a predicted model, not a curated record. The coding region runs from base 29 to 928 and encodes 299 amino acids. Gene Ontology annotation, biological process: isoprenoid biosynthetic process. The transcript is spliced from 3 exons.